CGCACCGCAGCAGCCCACCCAGCGCGUUCGUAUCGCCUGUACGCUACGCUAUCGCGGCGGGCCGCCGCCGCGGAAGGGGGCGGAGGCCGGAGGAGGGGAGGGGGACGGCAGCGAAAGGAGAGGGUGACCGAAAAGCACCGCUCCCUCCAAGGCUCGGUACGGAGCCCAAGGCAGGGCAGCCCUUCCCAAUUCCCAUGCUCGGCCUCCCUCGUACACCCUACUACACACGCGCAAAAAAGACGCUCGGGCAGUUCAGGCACGCCCGCCAGCGUUUCGAGUCCUGUCCGUCCGUCCGCCCGCCCGUCCGUCCCGCAAAGCUUAACCAGCCUCCUCCGUACUGUACUGUACUCACGGCACGCACGCCCACGGCAUCGCCACCCCCGAGGGCGGGUCGCUGGCGGUGGGUACCUUGCGGGUUGCGGGUUGCGGGCUCGCGGUACGUCCGGCAGCAAAAUUGGCGGCGGCGCCGACCUCGUAUCGCGAUAGCCUUAGCAUGGCUUGAUAAGGGCGGCACGGGGUUCUGCGCCGCAAUCAUGCUGCUGUCGCCUUGUGGGCUUUUUUCCUUGGUCCGCCGCGCUGCCCGAGCACUAGGUGCCUGUCCGCCCGCCCGCUCGCUCGCUCCGCGUCCCGGCUGGGUCCGGGCGGGAGAGGGGGCCGUGGCUCGCGCUUGCUUGCUCCCAUUGCUUGCUUGGGCGUGCGUGCGUGCGAGGUUGCUGCCGCCUCUAUUUCAAACGCAAGCUGUGUUGGGGCUUCUGUGGGGGCGGGCUGGGCGUGUGUGUACUGUACCUACGUAGUGCGGAGAGCUGAGGUGGGGCAGGAUGGAAAGCUUUAAAAGCGUGGUAAUUAUAAUGCCGUGGAACGGGGUUGUUGUUGGUGG
Aplosporella prunicola CBS 121167 is the source of this 877-nucleotide messenger RNA. RefSeq lists its product as uncharacterized. The coding region runs from base 195 to 794 and encodes 199 amino acids. The transcript has a single exon. NCBI's taxonomy places the organism in Eukaryota, Fungi, Ascomycota, Dothideomycetes, Botryosphaeriales, Aplosporellaceae. The record is from RefSeq and is a predicted model, not a curated record.